This is a messenger RNA of Tilletiaria anomala UBC 951, 1769 nucleotides long. Its product is annotated as alkaline phytoceramidase. The record is from RefSeq and is a predicted model, not a curated record. The transcript is spliced from 5 exons. NCBI's taxonomy places the organism in Eukaryota, Fungi, Basidiomycota, Exobasidiomycetes, Georgefischeriales, Tilletiariaceae. Gene Ontology annotation, biological process: ceramide biosynthetic process; ceramide catabolic process. Gene Ontology annotation, cellular component: endoplasmic reticulum membrane. Bases 371 to 1432 code for a protein of 353 amino acids.
GGCAGCGCGCAGCACAGACAAGAAGCCAACAUCGACGCGCGACACCACACUCACAUUAUGCUGGGGGUAUGUGUUAAAUCAAGGUGAAAGCGAGAUUGAUCAUCUCAUUCCUCCUUUGAAUAUAAAGAGUUGAUGAUAGCCCAACGGAUGGCAAGCCAAGCGCCCAGUCCGUCCAUGGCAUUGACUUAAACGUACUGCAAAACUACAGCCCGCAUCGCAGCCAAUUCUCCUCUUGCCGCCUCAACUUGCGCUCCUAACGCGUUUUAUGGAGGCUAAGCCGUACUCCUCUCCUUAUUGAAAGACGCAUUUAUUGCAAGCCCCGAUUGUCGACCUCAUCGGAAGACCACUCAUCUCACUCUUUUUUUGAAAGAUGGCGUUCAUCGCAAAAGACUGGCCGCUCCCAAGGGGCAUCUAUGGUGAUAUCACCAGCACAUUGUACUGGUGUGAAGAAAAAUUUCGAUGGAGCAAAUACGUCGCAGAGCCGAUCAACACCUUCACCAAUGGCUUCUUCGUUCUGCUCAGUAUAUACGGAGCAAUACAGGUCAAGCGAGAGCGACUUCUGGACAGAUUCUUUUGGUGCCAGCUUGGAAUCACUCUCGUUGGGAUUGGCAGCGCACUUUUUCACGGCACGCUGAAGUAUGAAGCCCAACUAUUAGAUGAGCUACCGAUGAUCUACGUCUCCGCGCUCAACACCUAUGUGGUCCUCGAGACAUCCCGGCGCGGCGCGCCCGCGCGGUACGGCGUUCUCCUACCUGCUAGCCUCUUUGCGCUGGUCCUCUUCAUCACCGUUGCGUAUGCAAUCAACAAUAACCCAGUCUUCCAUCAAGUCGCAUAUGCAUCGAUCCAGGCCGCGAGCACAAUCCAGGUGGUGUAUCUGCUCAACUCGAAGAGCUCCCCCCUGGCGAAGGCAACACAGAUAGAGGAGUCUGCUGCAGCGGCAAGCUCGCGGAUGACAACAAGGAGUGGGAGCGCGAAAGCCAAUGGUGCAACAAAUGGCGCAGCGAAUGACAGUGCAAAAGCCAGUGCUGGGAUGUCUCGCGAUAAUGCUACCGCGAUUGCUGGACCUGCUCGUCUACGUGAGGCACGGAGGCUCUACACGCUCGGAGCCAUCGUCUUCAUGACGGGUUUCGCCAUUUGGAACGUGGAUAACAUAUACUGCUCCUUCCUCCGAAGCACGCGCAACACACUUCGCGCCCAUGGCUUGGGGUUUCUCACACCGCUUCUGCAAGGGCACGGGUGGUGGCAUAUAUUCACCGGCGUCGGCGCUUACCAGCUUGUUGUCAGCAGUAGCUUCUUGAUGAUGUCGAUGAAAGAGUCGCCAGAGAACUUUGAGCUGCGCAAAGGCUCGCUGCUCGGUCUUGGAUGGCUUGCACCGACUGUCAAACGUGUCCACGAGUGGGACGGAGAGGUACCAACAACGAAGAACCAGUAGACGGGAGGGACUGACGAAAUGAUGUUGAUGGCGCUGGCGAUGAUUGAAUUCAGGCGCCGCCUGCUAUGCUGCACAGUAGCUACACUCUCGGAUAGAUUAGACAAGGGAACGAGGGAGAGAUUAUGUGUGAUGACUUGGCAGAGCUUAAACGGACUCUUUCUAGAUCGAGGGUCGAACAGAAAUUUUGCAAUUGCAUGCGUCUCUGAUUAGGGGUUUCAUUUUUCCUGAUUGCAUAAGGGCUUGGAAAAAUGAUUACAAUGGGCAACAACAUGAACGUCAUGCCGGUUUCAUGCUGCAACUUCAAAUACCAGCGGCACCUCCGGCAAGCUUGAUCUGC